UUUCCGCUGCAUCCAGACUUCCCCUCGGGUGGCUGGAGGCUGUGUGUGCAUCCAGGGCUUUAAAUAUACAAAGGGAUUGCCAGGACCUGCAAGCACCCGCGGCAGUGGCGCGUGUUGGGACGCGGGGGUCCCGUUAUGAGCCCCUGAAACCUGCGAAGCAGAGGCAAUUGAGUAAGGCGAUCUCCGCACACCGAGCAGAGCAGGCGCCAUCGGGCGGACCCCAGCACACAGCCAGCGACCUCAGGGUGACACGCGGAGCCCGGGAGCGCAACGAUGGAGGCACCAGUGGCCUGGAGAGCGCUCACCGGCCCUCUGCGGGUUCUCUGCGUCCUGUGCUGCCUGCUGGGCCGCACCUUCGCUGCACCAUCGCCCAUCAUCAAGUUCCCCGGCGAUGUCGCCCCCAAAACAGACAAAGAGUUGGCAGUGCAAUACCUGAACACUUUCUACGGCUGCCCCAAGGAGAGUUGCAACCUCUUCGUGCUGAAGGAUACCCUUAAGAAGAUGCAGAAGUUCUUUGGGCUGCCCCAGACAGGUGACCUUGACCAGAACACCAUUGAGACCAUGCGGAAGCCGAGAUGUGGUAACCCAGAUGUGGCCAACUACAACUUCUUCCCCCGCAAGCCCAAGUGGGACAAGAACCAGAUCACAUACAGGAUCAUAGGUUACACACCCGACCUGGACCCUGAGACAGUGGAUGAUGCCUUUGCUCGGGCUUUACAAGUAUGGAGUGAUGUGACUCCACUACGCUUUUCUCGAAUCCAUGAUGGGGAAGCUGACAUCAUGAUCAACUUUGGCCGCUGGGAACAUGGAGAUGGAUACCCAUUUGAUGGCAAGGAUGGACUCCUGGCACAUGCCUUCGCCCCAGGCACUGGUGUUGGGGGAGAUUCUCACUUUGAUGAUGAUGAGCUGUGGACCCUGGGGGAAGGGCAAGUGGUCCGGGUAAAGUACGGCAAUGCUGAUGGCGAGUACUGCAAGUUCCCCUUCCUGUUCAAUGGUCGGGAAUACAGCAGCUGCACUGACACCGGCCGCAGUGAUGGCUUCCUCUGGUGCUCCACCACGUAUAACUUCGAAAAGGAUGGCAAGUACGGCUUCUGCCCCCAUGAAGCCUUGUUUACCAUGGGCGGAAAUGCAGAUGGACAGCCCUGCAAGUUCCCGUUCCGCUUCCAGGGCACCUCCUACAACAGCUGUACCACUGAGGGCCGUACAGACGGCUACCGCUGGUGCGGCACCACGGAGGACUACGACCGAGAUAAGAAGUAUGGCUUCUGCCCCGAGACGGCUAUGUCCACUGUGGGUGGAAAUUCAGAAGGUGCCCCAUGUGUCUUCCCGUUCACUUUCCUGGGCAACAAGCAUGAGAGCUGCACCAGUGCUGGCCGUAGUGAUGGGAAGGUAUGGUGUGCAACCACAGCCAACUACGAUGAUGACCGGAAGUGGGGCUUCUGUCCUGACCAAGGAUAUAGCUUGUUCCUUGUGGCAGCCCAUGAGUUCGGCCAUGCUAUGGGGUUGGAGCACUCACAGGACCCUGGGGCUCUGAUGGCUCCUAUCUACACCUACACCAAGAAUUUCCGCUUAUCCCAUGAUGACAUCAAAGGGAUCCAGGAGCUCUAUGGGCCCUCCCCCGAUGCGGAUACUGACACUGGUACUGGCCCCACCCCUACACUGGGACCUGUCACUCCAGAGAUCUGCAAACAGGACAUUGUCUUUGAUGGCAUUGCCCAGAUCCGUGGCGAGAUCUUCUUCUUCAAGGACAGGUUUAUCUGGCGGACAGUGACACCACGAGACAAGCCCACAGGACCCUUGCUGGUGGCCACAUUCUGGCCUGAGCUCCCAGAAAAGAUCGAUGCUGUGUACGAGGCUCCACAGGAAGAGAAGGCUGUGUUCUUCGCAGGGAAUGAGUACUGGGUCUAUUCUGCCAGUACCCUGGAGCGAGGGUACCCCAAGCCACUGACCAGCCUGGGGUUGCCCCCUGAUGUCCAACGAGUAGACGCUGCCUUUAACUGGAGUAAGAACAAGAAGACGUACAUCUUCGCUGGAGACAAGUUCUGGAGAUACAAUGAGGUGAAGAAGAAAAUGGACCCGGGCUUCCCCAAGCUCAUCGCAGACUCCUGGAAUGCCAUUCCCGAUAACCUGGAUGCAGUAGUGGACCUGCAGGGCGGUGGUCACAGCUACUUCUUCAAAGGUGCUUAUUACCUGAAGUUGGAGAACCAAAGUCUGAAGAGCGUGAAGUUCGGAAGCAUCAAAUCGGACUGGCUGGGCUGCUGAGCUGGCCCUGUUCCCACAGGCCCUACAAUCUACAUCACCACAUACCAGGCCCAGAGCACUGGGGAAGGAUGUGAGGGGGCCUGGCUGCCCUGCCUUCAGCUCUGUAGUUAACCAGCCUCCUCCUUUACCUGGUGACUUAAGAUUUCAGAGGGUGGCUUCGUUCCGUGCCCAAAGAAAGGUGCUGAUUGCGUCCCUCCCAGGUGCUCCUUCCCCCUGUUCCCCCCACUAGGGGAUGCUUGGAUAUUCUCCAUGCAGCCCUCCUUUGGGCUGCCCCGGUGCUCCACACUGCGGGUUUUGCAACAUCUGUGAUCUUUUUUAUGGUUCACAGCAUCCUCAGUCAACAGAGACUGUCUUAGGAGGGCACUGGUGGCCCAACAGCCUGGCAUGGGGCAGUGGGAUACAGAUACAGGUGUGUAUUGGAAAUCGGAGACACCUGGUGUCUCACUUCCAGCUGCCCUGGCACCCACACUGCUUCAACAGUUUGCCUUGUAUGCACUUUGUUUGUGUCUUUCAACCUUUUCAGUUUUCCGCUACACUGCGUUUCCUGACAGAGGGACUCAGGUUGUCUGAUGUCACUGCACGAUGCACCUCAGCCCACAGAGCAAUGGUUUCUUUCUUCACUCCAUUUAGGGCCUCCUCAGUCACUUCCUCCACUGGAUGGAGGAGAACCAAGCCAGUGGCUUCCUGCUCAGCCUUCUCGCUUCUCCCUUGAAUGGUUCCCCAUGGGAAAUGGCCAACAAGUAUAAAUAAAGACACCAAUUGAGUGGCA
This is a messenger RNA of Psammomys obesus (fat sand rat), 3031 nucleotides long. RefSeq names its product matrix metallopeptidase 2 (gene Mmp2). Gene Ontology annotation, molecular function: zinc ion binding; metalloendopeptidase activity. Gene Ontology annotation, cellular component: extracellular matrix. Bases 274 to 2262 code for a protein of 662 amino acids. The record is from RefSeq and is a predicted model, not a curated record. NCBI's taxonomy places the organism in Eukaryota, Metazoa, Chordata, Mammalia, Rodentia, Muridae. The transcript is spliced from 13 exons. Gene Ontology annotation, biological process: tissue remodeling; extracellular matrix organization; collagen catabolic process.